AUGUCUUCGCACUCACCUUUGAAAGACGUCCCAGAACUGACGGCUAUAGAACGUGCUGGCCCCAGAGGCUACCUCCGCUAUGUCUUUCCAAUGCGUCUGUCAGAUGACUACAACCUGGAUGAGGUCUUGAAUGUCAUCAGUAAUGGUUACAAAGCUACGUGCCAGAGAGUUGGCGUCAUGGCGUCUGAAGCGGUUCCAGACCCUGAUGCCAGGCAAGCCAACACCUUGAAACUUCAAAGGCUCCCCAACGACCAACUCGGUCUUGUGAAAUACAAGGACUUGAGGGAUCCAGAAGUGUAUUCGUGGGACUACAAGGCCUUGAAAGAAAACCACUUUCCCAUAGCGGCCUUUGAUGCUGAUCUACUGAUGCCUGGUCCCUUGUGGCCUGAGCCUGGGAAGCGACUCCCGAUAUCUCUUGUCCAAGCCAACUUCAUACGGGGCGGUGUUCUCAUCGGAUGGAAUGUCUUUCAUAUGGUUGGUGACGCGACGACAUACCUAACGUGGACAAGAAUUUGGGCUGAAGAAUGUCGUCGAAGCCAAGGCCUCCAGAUACCUAAUCCUCUUGUCGUUGACAAUGCUAUGGUGACCGACAGACAACGUGUCACCCGACCAUCAGGCAACAACAAGGGGAGAGCAGAGGAUCACCCCGAGUAUACAGUUCUGCCAUUCACUCCCACUGGUGCAUCUCCGGCUAUGCUGAGCACAACGUUUCGCGGUCAAGUCUUUUACUUUUCUCCAGAAUCCCUGUCUGCCCUCAAGGCCGAGGCAGCCCCUUCAAACGCAACCAUAGAGACAGACCAGCAAUGGAUUUCUACCAACGAUGCCUUCUCGGCAUUGAUGUGGCGCACCGCUGUGGCAGUUCAGGCACCUCUUGACAGUAUUGGGGAAAAUGAGAAUGCGUCUUCGGUAUUUAACAUGGCUGUCAACGGAAGAACCCGUACAGAUCCGCCUGUACAUCCUCAGACACUCGGCUGUUUCCUUCAAUACAUCAGUGUGUCGGCGCCCAUUCGGGACAUUUUGGCAAGUCUGAGCCUGGCAGAUCUUGCUGUAAUGAUACGGAAGGAGAUUCUUUUGCGCCUCACAAACCAGUUCACUGACGAUGUGGUGACACUCAUUGAUGAACUCCAAGAUGUGACGAUACUCGUUCCGACAGCAUUCUUGGAUGUUCUCGGCAAGACAUCUGUGCAGACGUCGUGGACUGAUUUUGACUUGGCCACUGUGGAGUGGGGUCCGCUUCUGGGAGAUAGAAUUGAAGCCGUUCGUUGUCCCAACACUGGUAUCCUGCCAGGAACACACGUAGUUCUGCCCACCCUGCCCAAUGGCGGUGUUGAAGUUGUGUUUGGGACAGAAGGAGAAUUGCUGCAAAAGGUUCUUGAAGAUCCCCUCUGGGUCAAAUUUGCUGAGCCUAGGUGA
Messenger RNA from Fusarium poae, 1413 nucleotides. RefSeq lists its product as uncharacterized. The coding region runs from base 1 to 1413 and encodes 470 amino acids. Lineage: Eukaryota; Fungi; Ascomycota; Sordariomycetes; Hypocreales; Nectriaceae. The transcript has a single exon. The record is from RefSeq and is a predicted model, not a curated record.